Molecule: messenger RNA, 1612 nt
Organism: Oncorhynchus kisutch (coho salmon)
Lineage: Eukaryota; Metazoa; Chordata; Actinopteri; Salmoniformes; Salmonidae
Product: kynurenine 3-monooxygenase-like
Exons: 14
Coding region: 395-1363 (322 amino acids)
Cellular component (GO): mitochondrial outer membrane
Molecular function (GO): kynurenine 3-monooxygenase activity; FAD binding
Source: RefSeq, a predicted model, not a curated record
CUCUUUCUCUCAGGUCGGCAACUUGAAUGCCUGCUACUUUGCAAAAAGAGGUUUUCAAGUAGAGGUCUUUGAAUCUCGAGAAGAUAUCCGCCAAGCCAAAAUAGUCAAAGGAAGAAGCAUCAAUCUAGUUCUGUCUCACAGGGGUCGCCAGGCUUUGAAGCACGUGGGAAUGGAAGACACGAUUAUCUCCAAAGGAAUUCCCAUGCAUUCCAGAAUGAUCCACGCUUUGAAUGGGACACAGUCUCCCAUUCCUUAUGGCAAGAAAGGCCAGUACAUCCUGUCUAUCGACAGAGCCAACCUCAACAAAGAACUGUUGUCAGCAGCAGAGACGUAUCCCAACAUAAAUCUGAACUUUGCUCACAAACUACUCGACUGAAGCACUGAAACAGGGGCGAUGACCUUUGUCAGGGCUGAAGGUGCAAAGGAAGAGAUCCAGGCAGACUUGAUUGUGGGAUGUGAUGGAGCGUUCUCUGCCAUCCGGAAACAGUUCCUCCGUCAGAGCCGUUUCAACUACAGUCAGACCUACAUCCCUCAUGGGUACCUGGAGUUCACCAUACCCCCCAUCAAUGGAGAGUUUGCCAUGAAGCCUAAUAAUCUGCACAUAUGGCCACGCAACACGUUCAUGAUGAUUGCUCUGCCCAACUUGGACAAGACUUUCACCUGCACACUCUUCAUGCCAUUUGAGGAGUUUGAGAAAGUUACCACGGGCGACAAGGUCAUCGAGUUUUUCCAGAAAUACUUUCCCGAUGCCAUCCCACUAAUAGGAGCGGAGGCUCUUAAGAGGGAUUUUUUCCGUCUGCCAGCCCAGGCCAUGGUGUCCGUGAAGUGCUCCCCAUAUCACUUUGGUGACAAGUGUGUCCUUAUGGGCGAUGCUGCCCACGCUAUGGUGCCAUUCUACGGUCAGGGCAUGAACGCAGGCUUUGAAGACUGCCUUGUUUUCAACGAAAUCAUGGACCAGCUCAACGAAGACUUCAGUGCUGUUCUGCCUGAGUACACCAGAGUCCGAGUCCCAGACGACCAAGCUAUUGCAGACCUGGCCAUGUACAACUACGUUGAAAUGCGGGAACACGUCAAUUCCAAAUGGUUCCUGUUCCGAAAAAACGUUGACAAUUUCCUUCACAUUAUCAUGCCAAGGACAAUAAUUCCCUUAUACACCAUGGUUACAUUUACCAGGACAAGGUACCAUAAGGUGGUAAAACACUGGCACUGGCAAGACAAAGUGAUCAACCAAGGCCUGUUGUUCUGUGCUGCAGUGUCUGUCGCGGGGGGCUCCUACCUGCUAGUCAGAUACCUCCCUAGCAUGCCAAAUAUCCCCAUCGAGCAGCUGUGGUCCAGGCUGCAGGCCCUCAAGAGUCCCUUCUGAGGGGUUGUGGGUCAUACCACUCUGAGCUACAAACAGCAGAGAUCAAAUCAACUGACCUCAAAACAGAUGGGAUAAAGACAGAGUUCUGCAACCCAAUUACCAAUGAGAUUUUGAUCAUGUACUCAAUAAAGAUUUGAUUUACUGUAAUUGAAGGCCUGUGGGGAACAUUGUGUUAAUGUAGACUGAACAAAAAUAUGUAAAGUGUUGGUCCCAUGCUUUAUUGGCUAAAAUAAAAGAGCUCAGAAAUGU